This is a messenger RNA of Kuraishia capsulata CBS 1993, 354 nucleotides long. RefSeq lists its product as uncharacterized. The transcript has 4 exons. Gene Ontology annotation, cellular component: vacuolar proton-transporting V-type ATPase complex. Gene Ontology annotation, biological process: proton transmembrane transport. Gene Ontology annotation, molecular function: proton-transporting ATPase activity, rotational mechanism. NCBI's taxonomy places the organism in Eukaryota, Fungi, Ascomycota, Pichiomycetes, Pichiales, Pichiaceae. The coding region runs from base 1 to 354 and encodes 117 amino acids. The record is from RefSeq and is a predicted model, not a curated record.
AUGACACUUACGUGCUACUAUCUAGCAGCAAUCGAGAUAGUUUCAAACCAAAAUGAAGCCCACGAGAUUGUAUCUCAAGCCAGGCAAUAUCGUGCCCAGAAGUUGAAGGCUGCCAAGGCAGACGCUGCGGCAGACAUUGACGUCUACAAGAAGAAGAAGGAAGCAGAAUUGAAGGGAUACGAACAAGAGCAUUCCGGUUCGAACAAAGCUGCCGAGGAGGCUGCCGAAGCUGCGGUUGAGUCCGAGUUAAAGGCCAUCAAGAAAACUGCAGCUGAGAAACAGGCUGCCGUCGUGAAGUUGUUACUGGAGGCUGUCACCAAACCAACUCCUGAAUUGCAUAUUAACGCUGCCUAA